AUGGCCAACAUCGCCUCGUACUCUAACGCUCAAGAUGGGAAGGAGAUAGUAUCUCUGGUUACCAAGGAAAUAGUGCGACUCAUGUCCCACGUGUUGAAGGAAGACUUGAAAGCGUUGUUGACGAUACUCGCUAUCAUGUGUGUUGGUGGAGGCUACGAAGCCCAGCUCAAACUCGUCGAUUUUGGGGUCGUCAAGGAGCUCAAUGAGAUAGCGCAGAAGAUCGAUCUUCUGAAAAAAGCUGAUGCUGAUUCACUCCAGCUCGCAAUCAUCUGGCUAGAAUGCGGCAUCGCUCUGCUGUCUACGAAUGCAAACCUUCGGCGUGAAAUCUCCGAUGAGAACCCCCUUUUCGUGAGACAAAACAUGCGCAUCGCCAGCCAGCUGAUAGCCCAUCUUAAGCCCAAUAGCCGCUCGAUAUCGCGAGUCUAUGGAGUUCUACUCCCAAGGCUUGUGCGGGAUGCCUUUGGUGAAAUACUCACUGAAGAUUGUGGUCCACUAUUGCUAGCUGACGAGGAUCGAAAGUCCUUCUUCGAGACUAUCCUCCUACCAUUGAUCGCUCGGUCCUAUUCGAAUGCACUGCGUGCUCUAUGCUAUCGCACUACAGGCCAGAUCAUCACCGCGAUGGAUGUGGUACAUUCAAAUUUCGUAGCUAUUGCUUGCCGAGCGAUGCAAGGCAUUUCUAAUGCCGUAGCCGAGGCUGCUGCGGAGUGA
Perkinsus marinus ATCC 50983 is the source of this 708-nucleotide messenger RNA. RefSeq lists its product as hypothetical. Lineage: Eukaryota; Perkinsozoa; Perkinsida; Perkinsidae. The transcript is spliced from 3 exons. Bases 1 to 708 code for a protein of 235 amino acids. The record is from RefSeq and is a predicted model, not a curated record.